Molecule: messenger RNA, 333 nt
Organism: Prorocentrum cordatum
Lineage: Eukaryota; Dinophyceae; Prorocentrales; Prorocentraceae
Source: the annotation of a GenBank genome assembly
GAUGGCGCAGGCGCGGCCGAGGCUGGCGAGGCGGAACCCCGGAAGCUGCAGCAGAGCGAGGCGAUCAUGGAGGCGAUCAUCAGGUCCACGAAACCGCUGCCAAUUGGGCCGCCUCAAGACGACAGGUUCUCCCCCGCCUGGCUGGAGCUUCAGCUGCAGCGCGCCGCCGACCGGCUGGUGCCGUGGUGGUGGCUCCGGUGGCUGUCACUGGCCGGCCUCCUCAGCUGCUUCACAGCGCGCGUCGUCCUCAUCGAGCGGCACUUCUUCGCGGCCUACGCGCUGGCCAUCUACGUCCUGAACCAGUUCCUCCUCUUCCUUUCCCCCGCCACCGAG